CAUUUUGUGUUUACUCAGAAGAUGCGUAUACUGUCAUGGCGGCACUUCUUCGAAGUAGGCGAUUAUUGUGACGUUUAGUUUAAACCGGGUUGAUGCGUGUUGCUGAUGCUGUGAAUUUGAAUUCGCAAGGUUUGGAUUGUUCAAGUUUUGAAAAUGGAUAUUAAGAAUUUAACGUCGAGGAAUUUUUUCCGUUGUUUGGAAUCAGAUUAUUCAGAGUUAAAUAUUAAUGUUAAGAUACCUUCUGAUAUAAAAUUCGCGAUUAAGAUGGGUUUACAACCAGUCGAUGCGAAGUGUGAUAAAUGCAAUGGUGUUCGUAAAAUUAGUUAUAGAAAAGGCACUAAUUCGGUUUAUUUCCGAUGUCAUAAGUGUAAUCUUAAUAGUUCGGCAUUCGAUGGAACUUUCAAGGGUAAAUUUGGUAAGGUAUCAUGGGGUACAAUAUUCGCUUUCAUAUGGCACCUCAUUUGCAUAGAUAGUUCGUUGAAAUCUUCGUGUUUGGCCGUUGCAGUAAGUUGUACUACUGGUGUUGAUUGGGCUAAUUUCAUUAGGCAUGCGAUGAUGGUUUCUCUUAUUAAUUUAACAAGUUUGAAAAUUGGCGGCCCCGGAAAAACUGUUGAAAUUGACGACACGGUUGUAAGUAAGCAGAAAUGCAAAAAAGGGAGAAAGGUGAAAGAAACUAAGUGGGUGGUUGGUGGCAUUUGUAGAGAAGACAAAAACUGUUUUUUGUGUUUUGUAAAUGAUCGCUCUGAAACCACUCUUAAUUGGGUUGUUAGCAAGUUUGUUCAGACCGGAUCUACAAUAUAUACUGACAAAUGGAAGGGAUAUAAUCAUAUUGAUGAUUUAGAAGGAAUACAAAUAAAACAUGAGACUGUAAAGCAUGCCAAAAAUUUUGUAAAUCCGCUUAAUGGUGUACAUACGCAAAGUAUUAAAAGGUUGUGGGGGCUUCUUAAGAACCAAAAAAAUUUACCGACUCAUUACACGGAGGAACUUUGUGAUUCAUAUUUAUAUGCCUUUAUGUAUAAAAAGUUUCUUAAAUGGGGUAGUUUGAAGCCGGGCGAACGUUUUGAAAUAUUUUGUCAACAUUUAAGCAAAAUUUAUCCAGGAGCAGGCCGUGUGCCUGAAUGGAAGGAACCAGAAACCGUUUCAGCAGUCNAAGUCUCUAUUCUACAAUAUUAA
Centruroides sculpturatus (bark scorpion) is the source of this 1173-nucleotide messenger RNA. RefSeq lists its product as uncharacterized. The record is from RefSeq and is a predicted model, not a curated record. Lineage: Eukaryota; Metazoa; Arthropoda; Arachnida; Scorpiones; Buthidae. The transcript is spliced from 2 exons. The coding region runs from base 154 to 1173 and encodes 339 amino acids.